Messenger RNA from Girardinichthys multiradiatus, 984 nucleotides. Its product is annotated as trace amine-associated receptor 13c-like. Gene Ontology annotation, cellular component: membrane. The record is from RefSeq and is a predicted model, not a curated record. The transcript is spliced from 2 exons. Gene Ontology annotation, molecular function: trace-amine receptor activity. The coding region runs from base 1 to 984 and encodes 327 amino acids. Gene Ontology annotation, biological process: G protein-coupled receptor signaling pathway. NCBI's taxonomy places the organism in Eukaryota, Metazoa, Chordata, Actinopteri, Cyprinodontiformes, Goodeidae.
AUGAAAACCUUUGAAAACACUGAACUUUGCUUUCCACAGCUGCUCAAUUCAUCUUGUAGGAAGAUCAUGGGUCGUUCCUCAGUAUCCCUGCUGAUUUACUUUACUCUGUCCUUCAUCUCUUUGCUCACUGUGACACUUAACCUGAUGGUCAUCAUCUCUAUCUCCCACUUUAAGAAUCUCCACAGCCCCACCAACAUCCUCCUGCUUUCUCUGGCUGUCUCAGAUUGCAUGGUGGGAUUCCUCAUUUCAUUUCAAAUAGUGCUGAUAGAUGGCUGCUGGUAUCUUGGGGACAUCAUAUGCACCCUGUAUGUUGUUCUGGACUAUGUAAUCACUUCUGCCUCAAUAGGAACCAUGGUGCUUAUAUCGGUAGAUCGUUACGUGGCCAUUUGUUACCCCCUGUAUUACCCCAGCAAAGUCACAGCAGAACGAACAAAAAUGUGUGUUUCUCUGUGUUGGAUGUUUGCUUUUCUUUGUCAUAGCCUGCUCCUGAAAGACAGCUUGCAAAAACCAGGCAGGUAUAAUUCCUGUUUUGGAGAGUGUGUAGUUGUCCUUGAUUAUAUUGGAGGAAUUACUGAUCUUUUGUUGUCCUUUAUUGGCCCAGUCACUGCCAUCCUAGUUCUGUAUGUGAGAGUGUUUGUAGUAGUUGUGUCUCAGGUUCAAGCCAUCCAGUCUCAUGUUUCAGCUGCCUCACUUCAGGGUUCAGUGAGAGUCUCUGCUAAGAAAUCUGAAAUGAAGGCAGCUGUUAUCCUUGGGAUUGUUGUUGUUGUGUUUCUGAUAUGCACUUGCCCAUAUUUCUGUGUUAUUCUUAUGGCAGAAGGUGCUGAGGUCAGUGCUUCCUCAGUGACCUUUCUUCUGUUUUACUUUAAUUCCACCCUUAACCCACUAAUCUAUGCACUGUUUUACCCCUGGUUUAGGAAAUCAGUUAAACUAAUUCUUACAUUGCAGAUACUGAAGUCCGACUCAUCUGACACUAUUGUGAUGUAA